Echinops telfairi (small Madagascar hedgehog) is the source of this 1726-nucleotide messenger RNA. RefSeq names its product solute carrier family 10 member 3 (gene SLC10A3). Gene Ontology annotation, molecular function: bile acid:sodium symporter activity. The record is from RefSeq and is a predicted model, not a curated record. Bases 78 to 1523 code for a protein of 481 amino acids. NCBI's taxonomy places the organism in Eukaryota, Metazoa, Chordata, Mammalia, Afrosoricida, Tenrecidae. The transcript is spliced from 2 exons. Gene Ontology annotation, biological process: bile acid and bile salt transport. Gene Ontology annotation, cellular component: membrane.
UCCUGUACGGCCCAACCGAGACGCCCGUCCGCCAAGAGCGGACGCAGCGAGGGAGAGCCCGAGGCCUGCACCCGUGCAUGGUCCCUUGUCAGAAGCAGGCACUGAGAAGCCAGACACCCGGAAACUUGGGAGAAGCCAUGGUGUUGGUGGUGCUAGAGAAGCGUGGCCUCCCCCUCCGCAUCCUCAGGACCACCCUGCUUCUUAUCAGCCUCCCCCAGGGCGUGUGCGGCCCAGCCCGUGCCAACCUGACCAAAGCUCUGGGCCAGAUGGGGCCACUGGUGGGGGGCUGCUCCCUGAGCAUCGGGGAUGGCUCAGUGCUGGAGUUCGAGUUUCCGGAAGACAACGAAGGCGUCAUCGUGAUCUCAAGCCAGUGCCCAGGCCUGAGCAAUGGGAGCAUGCUCCGUCCCACGCUCAGGGUCAUCUCCCUGGAGCCCUCCGUGCUGACCAUCAGGAACGUGAGCACCAUCAGCUGGGGCAGCUUCGUGGUAAACAUCCACUCCGGCCUGGCAGGGCUGGCACCCCUCCGCCUGCAGCUGGUGGACCUGCAUGCCGUCCCGCCCCUGCUGAUCAAGGAGCGGGCCGAUUUCCGCAUCAGGGUCUCGCCAGCCGAUGAUGGGCCCACCACCCUCAGGUCUGACAUGGCCCACUUUUCGGAGAACCCGAUUCUCUACCUGCUGCUUCCACUCAUCUUCGUCAACAAGUGUUCGUAUGGGUGCAAAGUGGAGCUGGAGGUGCUGAAGGGGCUUCUGCACAGGCCCCAGCCUAUGCUGCUGGGCCUCCUGGGCCAGUUUCUGGUCAUGCCCUUCUAUGCCUUCCUGAUGGCCAAGGCCUUCAUGCUGCCCAAGGCCCUGGCACUUGGCCUCAUCAUCACCUGCUCUUCGCCUGGGGGUGGGGGGAGCUACCUCUUCAGCCUCCUCCUGGGAGGGGACGUCACCCUGGCCAUCACCAUGACAUUCAUUUCCACUGUGGCUGCCACUGGCUUCCUGCCACUGUCCUCCGCUCUGUAUAGCCGCCUGCUCAGCAUUCACGAGAGCCUCCAUGUGCCCUUCACUAAGAUCCUAGGGACACUACUCUUCAUCGCCAUCCCUAUAGCAGCCGGCGUGGUGAUCAGGUCCAAGCUCCCCAGGUUCUCCCAACUGCUGUUGCUCGUCAUCAAGCCCUUCAGUUUUGUGCUCCUGCUUGGGGGGCUCUUCCUGGCCUACCGCAUGGGCGUCUUCAUCCUGGCGGGUGUCAGGUUCCCCAUUGUGCUGGUGGGCCUGACGGUGCCCCUGGUGGGCCUGACGGUGGGCUACUGCCUGGCCACGUGUCUGAAGCUGCCUGUAGCCCAGCGGCGGACAGUCAGCAUUGAAAUUGGGGUGCAGAACAGCCUGCUGGCCCUGGCCAUGUUACAGCUGUCCUUCCGCCGCCUCCAAGCUGACUAUGCCUCCCAGGCCCCUUUCAUUGUGGCACUGAGUGGCACGUCAGAGAUGCUAGCCCUGGUCAUAGGCCAGUUCAUCUACAGCAGCCUAGUCCCAGUGCCCUGAGGCUCCUGGGCCCCAUCUCCUGACCACCCCCCAUUCUUGUGUACCAAAGGCCUUCAGUGCUCAUGCACUCUGCACUCAGAAAAGCCAGGCGUAUUUUUUUUACUGAUUUUGUAUUCUCCAGCUUUCUGUGCCAAAGAGGCCAUGCUGAGUUAGGUAGCUGGGUGCUGCCCAGAAUUUAUAUUUCAAUAAAAGAGCAAAGCAAA